CGAUCCUAGUUACACCACCAAGAGGAAUUCUGGGUAUUACCACGAAGCACACCCUCCAAUCUCAUCCCUCCCGAAAAAUCCUAUAAAGCAGAACGAACCAUGCCAACCACCGGCCUUAUCGUAUGCAGCACACGUUCACCCCGUGCCGGCCUUCAAAUAAGCACCUUCAUCCACGAGACCAUCAAGCAGGCACAUCCACAAUCAAGCAUCACAGUCAUUGAUCUCGCGGAGUGGAACCUGCCACUAUAUAAUGAGCCGGGGAUCCCGUCGCGUAUCACAUCAGCUGAGGGUUACGUGCACGAGCACACCAAGGCCUGGUCGCGGGAGAUUUCGCGCUACGAUUCGUUCAUCUUCGUCACCCCCCAGUAUAACUGGGGAUACCCUGCGAGUCUCAAGAAUGCGAUCGACUACCUCUUCAAUGAAUGGAAGGGGAAGCCGGCGAUGGUUGUCAGCUACGGCGGUCAUGGGGGUGGCAAAGCCGCGGCGCAGUUGCAGCAGGUGCUGCAGGGAUUGAGGAUGGUGCCCCUGGAAAGCACUGUGGGAUUGACAUUCCCCGAGAAGGAGAUCAUGGCACGCGCCGCGAUGGGGAAGGAUCUGGGGUUGGGAGGAGAGGGGGGUUUCUGGGCCGGAGAGAAGGAAGCAAUCCAGCGUUUGUUCGGGGAAUUGGUGGGAGUUGUGGAAAAAUCGAGUUGA
This is a messenger RNA of Aspergillus japonicus CBS 114.51, 693 nucleotides long. RefSeq names its product flavin-dependent quinone reductase. The transcript has a single exon. Gene Ontology annotation, cellular component: cytosol. The record is from RefSeq and is a predicted model, not a curated record. Gene Ontology annotation, molecular function: oxidoreductase activity; FMN binding. NCBI's taxonomy places the organism in Eukaryota, Fungi, Ascomycota, Eurotiomycetes, Eurotiales, Aspergillaceae. Bases 100 to 693 code for a protein of 197 amino acids.